AUGCGCAUUACUGGCAGUUCUUCAAAUAAGAAAUUAGAAAAAGACAAAGUCUGUUCUAACGUUUCGUCGGUAUCGCAAUUGAAUGAUGGUCUCUCUAAAGUUUUAAAGACUAAAGUUAAGAAAGAGGAAACUUCAUCAAUUGGUAAUAACUUAGGUGAUAGGACUAGGCCAUUCGCAAGUCAAGAUAUCCAUAGUAAAUAUAUUAUGUCGACAUCGAAAGGCCAAGAAAUAUCAUCUUCCAUCAAAGAAGUCACGGAUAGAUCUGCUGGACCUUCAUCUUCCAGUGUCCGACGUCACAGCUAUGCCAGUAACGAGAACAAUUGUCGUUUGAAUGCAAAGCGUCCUCGACUAGAGAUUCCACCAAGGAGUGAGGCAGCUGACAGAAGUGCGGGCAAUUCAUCUACUACUAGUAGAUAUGGUCGGACAUUACAGAAUCGCGAAAGGCAAGGUUACGUACCUCCUCGCCAGGAACGGAGUCAAGCAAUCGCUGAUGCUAGCAAUCGGCCAACUCCUCAAGUACCUAUUGUUGGUCCUCAAGUUGAAACUGCUCGUGCUGCUUCCGUUGGUCUCACUCCGCAACAUACAACGGACCCCGCAUUGGCUGCUGAUAAUACUUCACUUUCUUACGGCUAUAAUGUUCCUGUUAUUAAUCACGACGGUGCUCGUGCGGAAGGAAAUUCUGUCUGGCCGUCGCUUCCUUAUAUUUGCCUUAACCGUCAACAUUAUCAACAACCAGAUACAUUACAGAGUCAUCAAUUACCGUCACUUGAUAUGCAGACUGGGCCAAUUCAACCACCAAUGGCAAAUAAUCCAAUGUUUCCCGUUGAAGUUAUUGUUCCUAACAGUAAUGUCGACCACUUCACCAACAACGUAGCUCCUCAUAAUUCUCUUCAGUCACUACCCUAUCCGCCAUUUGCUGGCUCUACACCCUACGAGAUAAAUAAUAAUGUCACUCCCUCAGUGCAUACUGAAUCAUGGAAUAGGCCUAUUAACUAUCGCUCGACUCCGUAUCAUGGCCAUAACCCUGUUAUGAUGCAUACCUAUCUUCCUAGUGGAACAUUUCAUCAGCAUGUCAUUCUACCGUCAGCUAUAACAACUUCACCUGGUUUUGUUCCUAUUCCGGUUGUACAAGUGCAACAAGGCACCAAUAACAUGUCGUUCCGUCCAUUACCCCCUCGUAGCCCACAUCAACAAGGAUCAAUGAUGAGAUUUGUGAAUACCAUCUCUAGUUCCCCUCCCGUGCAUGCCUUUUUUUGGUUGCCUGAUAGUCGAAGUAGCCGCUUAGACUCUCAGAGUGGUAACUAUGAGACAAUGUUUGCUGGAUUCGGAGAUGGCGUAGGAGACAAUAAGCGUCGUGGUCUGUCUAAAACUGAAAUAGAAUCGCUUCCUUCAUUCAGAUAUGCAGAUAAACCUGAAGAAGAGAAGAAAGCUUCGAAAGGAUGUGUCAUUUGUAUGUCAGACUUUGAAGAUAUCGACUGCCUCAGGGUUUUAAUGUGCAAACAUGAGUUUCAUACCAGUUGUAUAGACCGCUGGUUGAAGACGAAUAGGACGUGUCCGAUAUGCCGUGGAGAUGCUAUUAAGAAAUGAUUCUCAUGUCUUUAUCAAGAGUCAUUACUAUAUCGAUAUAAUAUUCCCUGCAGUACUUCUGUACAGAUUUAAUUUACGGCGUUUAUCUCUGUGGUACAUACAGUACUAGUAUAUUCUACAUAUAUAUACAUAGAUGUAUACGUACGAAUAUACCAUGCUACAAAUUGUAUUCAAAAG
Trichoplax adhaerens is the source of this 1764-nucleotide messenger RNA. RefSeq lists its product as uncharacterized. The record is from RefSeq and is a predicted model, not a curated record. Bases 1 to 1587 code for a protein of 528 amino acids. Lineage: Eukaryota; Metazoa; Placozoa; Uniplacotomia; Trichoplacea; Trichoplacidae. The transcript has 12 exons.